GAGUGGGAGAACCUAAUUUUCCGAAAAUGUCAGCUGGAUGGCACAUAACCUCACAUUGAAGCUAAUUGCCACGGAAUCACGGCUGUUGGGUAAAUAUUGCGGUAUUUUGCUGGAAAAAUCAUGGAAAAACUGGAGAAAAAGGAAAUCAGUCAGGCUCUGAUCGUGGCGGACAACUUUACGGACAAUUUCGCACCAUUUACCGACACAAAACCACUGGCGCUCCUGCCCAUCGUCAAUGUGCCCUUCCUGGACUAUGCCAUUGAGUUCCUCAAUUUCAGCCGCAUCGAGGAGACGUUCAUCGUGGUGAGCAAUGGGCUGGAGCAGGUGCGGAGCCACAUUGAGCAGCGAUUGAAGGAAUACUACAUCUGGUCGGUGAAGAUGACAAUCACAGUGAUUGGAUCUGAGGGCAGUCAUUCUGUGGGCGAUGUCCUCAGGGACAUUGACGCCAAGGGACUGAUUCGAGGACAUUUUAUUCUCAUGACUGGUGACACAAUCUCGAAUGUCAAUAUGAUUCCGCUGCUGGAGAGGCACAAGCAGAUCGCGAAGUUCGACAAGGGCGCCUGCAUGACGGUGCUGUACAUGGAGUUGCCGCCGGAAAUGCGCACAGGGGACGAAGUGACUGUGGCUGUCGAUCGACUGAACAAUCGUCUACUCACGCACCAGCGACAGAAUCCUUUGAGUCGCGAGAGGAAGUUCUCCUUUGGCCUGGAGUACUUCAAACUCCCGUCGGGCGCGGAGAUUCGACACGAUUAUGGCGAUCCCCAGAUCGCCAUCUGCUCUCCAACCGUCCUGCCCCUCUUUGCCGACAACUUCGACUUCGAGACGCGCGAUGACUUCAUCCGCGGACUGCUAAUCAACGAGGAGAUCCUCGACAGUCGGAUUUACGUGGCUGAGUUGUCUGCCGGCGAGUAUGCGAUGAAAGUGAGCAACUGGCAGAAGUACAAGAUGGUCAGCAACGACAUCAUCCAUCGGUGGACGCAUCCUCUAUCGCCAGACAUGGGCAUCGGGCGGCUGAAGCUGCAGUACAACAUCUCGAAGAACCUCGUGUACAAGAACAAGAGUGUGCAGCUGGCCAGAAGCAGCGUCCUCAAGGGCAGUCUCGUGAUCCAUGAGGCGAGCUCGGUGGGCGAGAAGUCCUGGCUGUCUGACUGUGUGGUGGGGAAGCGCUGCCGGAUUGGCAACAACUGUAAGAUCACAAAUUCCUUCAUCUUCGACGACGUCACAGUGGAGGACAAUUGCCGGCUGGAUCAUUGCGUCCUCGGCCAAGGAUGCAUAGUUAAGAAGGACUCAACAGUGACUGGAGGCGCAGUGUGUGGAGACAGAGUGAUUCUGCCUGAGAAGAGCAGCAUAGACAAGCUGACGAUCCAAUCGACGGCGCCGGAAUUCUCGGAACCGAGCCAGAAACUCGGAAAAUCCGCAUUCGUCGUCCUCGAGGAGCGAGAAACUGAUGCUCAAGACUCGGACGAUGACGAUAAGGACAUCACGCAGACGACAGUGAAGAGAAUGGCUCCGACAGAUUACGCAGAUCACGAGAGCGAUCACAGUUCCAGCUCAGAUGAGGAAGAAUCUCAGCGAGCCUCUCCUGUGCCUGAAGAUGCCAACAUUUUCCUCUCGGAGGUGAUCGACAGUCUCAAGAGAGGCUUCGAGGAGAAAUCCAACCCAGAGUUUCUCGUCCUGGAAAUCAAUUCUUCACGCUAUGCCUACAAUAUGUCGCUCUCGGAGGUCAAUUUCUACGUUGUCCAGGCCAUCUUUCACUUGUCGCCUCUCGCCGAGGCCACAACGAGCGUUCUGGCGGCGCUGAAGCAGAUCUACAGUCAUCUGGGACCAGUGUUGAAGAACUACAUCAAAGGCGAGGCAGCCAUGCACGACUGCUUGAAGGCAAUUCAGGAUAUUUGUCAGGAGAACAGCAAUCUGAAGCCAAGAGUCUCCCAGAUUGUGCACUUUUUCUACGAUGAGGACCUCCUGAGCGAGGAGGCCAUUGUCUCCUGGCACGAGGACUUGGGAGAGGAUGCCGAGUGGCUCAGGGAAGGCCUCAAGAAGCUUAUUGUGUGGUUCCAGGAGGCCAGCAGUGACGAGAGUAGCGAUUGAGAUUUUGUAAAUGCACUGAGCUGAAUCGAA
Phlebotomus argentipes is the source of this 2118-nucleotide messenger RNA. It is a transcript of the gene eIF2Bepsilon, whose product is annotated as translation initiation factor eIF-2B subunit epsilon. The record is from RefSeq and is a predicted model, not a curated record. Gene Ontology annotation, cellular component: eukaryotic translation initiation factor 2B complex. Gene Ontology annotation, molecular function: guanyl-nucleotide exchange factor activity; translation initiation factor activity; translation initiation factor binding. NCBI's taxonomy places the organism in Eukaryota, Metazoa, Arthropoda, Insecta, Diptera, Psychodidae. The transcript is spliced from 2 exons. Bases 121 to 2088 code for a protein of 655 amino acids.